AUGUGGGAAUUCUACAACGAUAAAGUUAUAUUUCUUACCGGAGGAACUGGAUUUGUAGGCACUACAAUCCUUUACAGACUCUUUACUCAGGCGGCCCCCCGUCGUGUUUUCGUGCUUACCCGAGGUGGUCACAAGAAUGCCGAUGAAAUGUGGCGGAAGCUGCUAUCUGAAUCGGUUUCCCAAUAUUUCAUUCAAAAUCCUCGCAUCAGAAUUGUUAGCGGCAAUUUGAAAGCAGCCAAUUUGGGCUUGUCUGACGAAGACUGGGAAUGUCUUAAGGAGUCAGUGAAUAUUGUUAUCCACACUGCUUCUGCAAUUAGCUUAGGGGGAGCACAUCUAGGGAAGAUUUCGCAGCUAGUGGUCUCCCCAACAAUGUUCUUGGCAGAUAUUGCCCUGCAAAUGCCAUAUCUUCAACACUUUGUAUUCGUCUCAACAGCCUAUGCAAACACUCACCUUUGGACUCUGUCCAAAAAAGACGAAGUGACAAUUGAAGAAUCUUUUUACAGUCUCGAUACUGGGAACUUGGUCUCUGAGCCCCGAAGUGACUCAUGGGAGCACAUCAGCCAAGGAGCGACCGAUGAAUGGGCCGAAGUACAGCGUAAAGGCACUAGCAAAGUUUGGGAGACCUUUGACUUUCCUUGGUCAUAUUCGUACGCCAAAAAUCUGACAGAGAGACUUCUCCUGCAGCGAUUUGGGGAGAAUGGCGCCGUGCAGAAACUUCUGAUCGUCAAGCCCUCCAUUAUAUCUCCUGCUAAAAGCUACCCGUAUCAAGGAUAUGCGAGGGCUUCUUCCACACCUGCAGCGGGAUUUCAGGCGGCCGUCAACAUUUCAUUUGGACGUCAUUUUCGCUUCUCAUCAAAAGCCUCUAGCCCUUAUGAAUCGACUUUGGACGAAGUUCCAGUUGAUGUUGUUGUCGACCGACUCCUUGUGCACUUAGCCUACGGGACACAUGGAAUAGUUCACGCAGUCAGUGGCAAGAGAGAUCGCCUAUCGGUUUUCAACGAUAUUAUGCCAUCCAUUGGCAAAGAACGUCGCAUUCCGUGGAGGAUCAAGCCCGAGUGCUCAUCUUUGGACUGGCAUUCAAAAGACGUACACCCUGUAAACAGGAUUUUCAAACUAGUUGGAACUUCGUUUGAUUUCAAAGAGGGGAAAACGGAGAAACUAAAUGCUGCUCUUAGUGUCCAAGAAAGAUCAGGUUUGAUACUCUUCACAGACGGAUAUGUCCCUGCUAUAGAGCAAAGAAGGGGGAUAGUACGUGAGAUGGGACUCGUGAUUGGUCGGAAACAGCAUAUUCCAUCCUUUCUUGUCAAGCUACUCUUUCCUUCAAGUACCACAAGACCAGAGAUCCCGCUGCCACGGGAACAUCGAGAGGAGGAUUGA
Molecule: messenger RNA, 1377 nt
Organism: Penicillium longicatenatum
Lineage: Eukaryota; Fungi; Ascomycota; Eurotiomycetes; Eurotiales; Aspergillaceae
Exons: 2
Coding region: 1-1377 (458 amino acids)
Biological process (GO): long-chain fatty-acyl-CoA metabolic process
Cellular component (GO): peroxisome
Molecular function (GO): alcohol-forming very long-chain fatty acyl-CoA reductase (NADP+) activity
Source: RefSeq, a predicted model, not a curated record